GCCGAACUCUAAUCGGAUCCGGGUCGGGUAUGUAAUGUAAACCGGGUUUUUUGAAGCCCCCAUCUUCUCCGUCGAUUUUAAAGAUCCCGGCGAUGUUUUCAAGAUUUGUCCUAAAAAGUUGGAGACCUAAAACCCAAACCACAUCUCUCAAUUCAAUCAAAGGUUUUAGCUUUAGCUCUAGCUCGAUAAACCCUAAACCCAAAAUCCGAGUAGGGGUUUGGUGGGAUCUAGACAACAAACCACCAGCCUCUUUCCCGCCUUACGACGCCGCCGUCAAGCUCCGAACCGCCGCGUCGUCUUUCGGAACCGUGAAGCUAAUGAUGGCGUAUGCGAAUCGUCACGCCUUUAGCUACGUUCCUUUAGAAGUUCGAGAACAGAGGAAAGAUAGGAAAUUGCUAAACAAAUUAGAGAACAAAGGUUUAGUUAAACCACCGGAGCCUUACUUCUGCGGUGUUUGUGACCGGAGAUUCUACACUAACGAGAAGCUAAUUAAUCAUUUCAAGCAGAUUCAUGAGACAGAGAAUCAGAAACGUAUGAGACAGAUUGAAUCUUCGAAAGGACAUCGAAGAGUGAGACUUGUGGCUAAGUAUUCGAUGAAGAUUGAGAAGUAUAAAAGAGCGGCGAGGAAUGUUUUGACUCCGAAGGAAGGUUACGGUUUAGCUGAUGAGCUGAAACGAGCUGGUUUUUGGGUGAAGAUGGUUAGUGAUAAGCCAGAUGCUGCUGAUAAGGCGUUGAAGGAACAUUUGGUUGAAGUGAUGGAUAAGAGAGAAGUGGAGUGUGUUGUUUUAGUGUCUGAUGAUUCUGAUUUUGCGGGGAUUUUGUGGGAAGCUAAGGAGAGGUGUUUGAGGACGGUUGUGAUUGGAGAUUCGAACGAAGGUGCGCUGAAGCGAGUAGCGGAUGUUGCGUAUUCGUGGAAGGAAGUGACGAUGGGGAAGGCGAAGAAGGAAGUUGAGAAAGUUGUGGGGAAGUGGAAGGAUAGAGAUGUGUUGAAGAAGUUGGAGUGGACUUAUGAUCCUGCUUUGGAGAAAGAGAGAGGUGGUUCUUGCGGUGUUUGGGAUUACGAGUUUGAUUAUGAUGAUGAGAUUGAGAAUGGAACAGAGGUGGAACCUGUGGAGAUUGGUGAUGGUGUUGACUGGUGGAAGAUCGAUACUGAAGAUGGUGUUGGAUCUUCAAGAACUUGUCGAUAACAUCAUCGCAUAUGUCGUGGUUGAUUGCGCAGAGGAAGAUAACAUGGUAUAGGCUAGAGAACAAUCUUGUGAAUCUAUUGGCAUAUUACAUAAACUUCAGGCUAGAGAACAUUCAUUGUUUCUUGUUAUAAGAUUAUGCAGUGAUUUGAUUUGUUCUUCCAAACCAUCAUCGUUAGUCAAGUGAUUAGAGCUAUGUAAAAAUUGGUCAGAAUAAGAAUAAAUAUAUGUUUGAAUUC
Arabidopsis thaliana (thale cress) is the source of this 1423-nucleotide messenger RNA. Its product is annotated as zinc finger (C2H2 type) family protein. Gene Ontology annotation, molecular function: RNA nuclease activity. The coding region runs from base 93 to 1187 and encodes 364 amino acids. The transcript has a single exon. NCBI's taxonomy places the organism in Eukaryota, Viridiplantae, Streptophyta, Magnoliopsida, Brassicales, Brassicaceae. The record is from RefSeq and is marked reviewed.